AUGUCUCGCAAUCCCCUCCCGCACAUUCCCAAGGCGGCUGUCGAGUCCACGGAACCCCCACCACAACCUAUAGCCUCCAGCUCCAAGCACACACUGAACAUGCCACCACUCGCUCUCCCCGACUCAAUCACGUGGGAUUACGAGCCAGUCCCACGCGCGCCGCAGCAGCUCUCAAAGGACGACAGGGAAGCGUUCAUGGCCGAGAUGAUGGGCUUCGACCCGUACCACCUACUCUCAGACAUCGCCGAGCACGCCCGCUCGGCAAUCUACCCGACCGUCAACUCGGUCGAGGGGUGGGCGCGGUCGAUCGCGUCAGGACGCGCAGAGUAUGAUCAAGAGGUAGACCGAGGGAGCCACGCGUUCGAGACGCUUCUGGAGAACGUCAUUGACCGCGCAUUCGACAAGUACACUGCGUACGCAUUGCGGAACAGCUUUGCGGUGCCAGACGGGAUGGACUUGGUUCUGCCGUGGCACAAGGAAAUGGAUUUCGCGCGCGCACAGUUCAUCGCGGACCUCGAUGAGGGAGAGGACGUGCUCGCUGCCCGCCUCGCGAGUUUGCGCGCAAAGGUCGAACAGGCGCGACUGGUGCGGUAUCGGCUUGAGAGGGCCGAGGCGGUGCUCGACCGAAGACUGCAGGUGGCGCAGCACCGGCGGAACGAGGUCGGCUUUGUGCGCGAUGCCGUUGCGGAAGCCGGACUUAUUCCGCUCGACGAGAAGGCGGGCGGCGUGGUGGACGCGCUUGGUUCCCUUCACACCAAUCUCGAGGACGUCAAGAUGCAGGCGCGGCCGCCAGGCGUUUCUCCGGGCGUUGCUUGGGAGACGGGCCGCCAGGCAUACCUCUCAUGGGCGGUUGGUAAGGCGCUAGCUGACGGACGCGCAGGCGAGGUGCCAGCGGAUCGUCUAGAUGCCAUCGAACGGCAAACGACUGAGGUCGGAACAGAGGCUGAUCUUGAGCAACUGAACGCGGUGGCGGGGAGGAAGUAG
Molecule: messenger RNA, 984 nt
Organism: Cutaneotrichosporon cavernicola
Lineage: Eukaryota; Fungi; Basidiomycota; Tremellomycetes; Trichosporonales; Trichosporonaceae
Exons: 4
Coding region: 1-984 (327 amino acids)
Biological process (GO): mitotic sister chromatid segregation; kinetochore assembly; mitotic cell cycle
Cellular component (GO): chromosome, centromeric region; nucleus; MIS12/MIND type complex
Source: RefSeq, a predicted model, not a curated record